AUGAACGCUUCAUUCCUCUUCGUCCUACUCCUGUCCGCUCUCGCCUUCACAGCGAACGCCCAAUGUAGGAACGUAUGCAGGUUCCGCUUCUGCCGUUUAGACGGCUCUAUGCGUCCGAAUAAUGCCCGCAGUAUUCUACGCGGGCCUGACUAUUCCCGCACAGGAUUCAUCUGCCGUAACUUCCCCGGUGGCCGAACGCUCGGAAGGAUUCGAUCCACUGGCACUGCCCUCAUUCAAUCUGGCUCAACCAUCACUCCCAUCAAUAAGUUCAGGCCUAAUGGACUCAGCCCCGCCUUUCCGAGAAACUACUUCCGCGUCACCCCUCUCACAUUCCAGCGCAACCGUCAAGGUGUCGCUCGUCGUGCCUCUGUCGGCAAUCAGGAGGACUUCCUCGAUGAUCUUUGCGUUCGUCUUCCCAUCCGCAACUACAACAUUGAUAACACUGAUGGCUCCGUCUUCCGCACGAUUGCUACUUCAGAUCCCAGAGAUUGCAUAGCAUUCCGACCCGUUGUCCGCCCGAUCGUUGUGGAUGUGGCGUGGGAUUCCUCCGAUGACUUCGAUCUUUCCGUUGAAGGCCCUCCUGGAUCUUUGGGAGGCCGUGUCAAUGACAACUUGGUGGCCGCGUGCGGCCUGUUUCCGGCCGGCAAGGAAGCUGUGUCCUUCGAAAACAUGGUUCCAGGGAAGUACACUGUAAAGUUGAUGCACUUCAAUAACUGCUUCAAUAAGCGUACGAGGUGGGUGGUCAACGUUGUCGUGAAUGGGGUAACGAUUCAACGCAGGUUGGGCCGGUCGAAUGUGGAUGACAGGACGGUUCUCGAGCUCGAAUUCACUGUUUAA
Molecule: messenger RNA, 837 nt
Organism: Chondrus crispus (carragheen)
Lineage: Eukaryota; Rhodophyta; Florideophyceae; Gigartinales; Gigartinaceae
Product: Gal-2,6-Sulfurylases II
Exons: 1
Coding region: 1-837 (278 amino acids)
Source: RefSeq, a predicted model, not a curated record